GUGGUUAUUCAGAAAUAACACGCGAGGAAUGUCAAUCACGUGGCUGUUGCUAUGACACCAGUAUACCUGACGCCAAAUUCUGUUUUUAAAGGUCAUGAAUGCAAGUCAGUGAUACCAAGUAAGCGACUGCAAUGCGGUGAUUCUCGUAUCAACAAAAACGAAUGCGAAAGCAAAGGCUGCUGUUGGGACCCAACACAACAAGACUCAGUUCCCUGGUGUUUUUACCAAAGAAAGGUUGAAUUGAAGAUUCUCGUCUGCAAGACUAUUAACAAUCUUAACUGCUAAAACGACAUUUGCUGUUGUCUGAUGUUCUUUUGUUAUGGUAUUGUUAACAUUUAUUUUGCAUUAAAUCUGCGAGUUUGCUAAA
Molecule: messenger RNA, 367 nt
Organism: Xenia sp. Carnegie-2017
Lineage: Eukaryota; Metazoa; Cnidaria; Anthozoa; Malacalcyonacea; Xeniidae
Product: putative gastrointestinal growth factor xP4
Exons: 3
Coding region: 52-285 (77 amino acids)
Source: RefSeq, a predicted model, not a curated record